AUCACUACUGCGGUGAGAGGGAGAGAGGGCGAGACCCAGUGAGAGUUCCGUCUAACUCCAGUCUCCCUUCGCGUGUCUUUCACUUCGGUCUCACUUCCUCUCUCGGGGAGCAAGGCGGAUGAAGAGGAGGAGGAAAAGGUUCCUGCGAUGAGGGGCAUGGAGAAGAUCUUGAAGGCCGGGGUGGUGUUGGUUCUCGGGAUGCUGGUGAGUGGGGAAUUCCGAUUGCCCAACACCACCUCUCCCUUGCACUACGACCUCUUCAUUCACCCUCAUCUCGCCACCCUCACCUUCACUGGGCACGUAAACGUGCUGGUAGAAGUGCACGAGAGGACCGAGCUGUUUCACUUGCACUCAAAGUACCUGAAUUACACGGACAUCCGUCUCUUUCCCGGCUACAAGUCUUCCUUCCGGAUCGCCGUGGUGAAACCCUCGGCCCCGAGAUUCCACGUCCUCUCCAACAUGAAUCCUCUCUCGAGCGAGGAAGGAGUACCAGAAGAAGGAGAAACGACAGUACAUUUUCACACGUCCCUCCCUACCGCUACGUACCUGGUUUCCUGGAUCGUUUCGGAUUUUCCCUAUCUGGAAGGCAACACCCUGGGCACCCGAUGUCGGGUGUAUGCUCCGAAGCACCUGCUCAAAAAUGCCCGUUAUGCAUUGGAUCUCACCCUCAACGUUACCCAAUUCUACUCCCAAUACUUCCACACGCCCUUCCCUCUGCCAAAACUCGAUCAAGUGGGGCUGGGAAACUUCUUGGGAGAGGCAGUGGAGCAGUGGGGCUUGAUCUCCUAUAACUACGCCUACUUCCUCUACGACAAUGAAGAGGGGAGCAUUUACGACAGGCAGAAAAUCUCCACUCUUAUCGCAAACAAGAUUGCCCUCCAGUGGUUCGCAAAUCUCAGAACGAUGGAAUGGUGGGAUGACGAGUGGCUCAACGAGGGAUUCGGCAAGUUCAUGGAGUACAAAGGUGACACGUUGUUCCUAUCCCGUGACAUGCAGAAGGCCAUGUAUUACCAAGAUGCCAAAGUUUCUUCCCAUGCCAUCAUCUCGGAAGACAAAGACACUUACGAGAUAUUCGAAGCCAUCGAUCGCGUUACCUACUCCAAGGGUGCUUCCAUGUUCCGGAUGUUGGAAUUCAUCCUGGAACCAGACGGGUUUCGAAGAGGGAUGAACCGUUUCCUUAAUCGAGGCUUGUACGAAGGAGCAGUUACCUCUGACCUGUGGCAGGAUCUCGAUCGAGAAUGGGAAUCCAGGUCGGAAUCCGGUUUGAACAUUUCGUCUUUCAUGAACACCUGGACUCGUCAGAUGGGAUACCCGGUCCUCAACGUUCAAGAAGACGGGCCGCGACACAUCGUCAUCACCCAACGACGGUUCAUACUUUCUCCCAAUGCCACAUUCAACCUCGAACAAUCACCUUACGGGUACAAAUGGGACGUUCCGGUGAAUUUCCGAACGCCAGACUUGAAAAAGAGCGAGUUGUUUUGGCUCCACAAAGAAGACGAUUUCCUGAGGUUGGAGAAGCCGGAGGGUGCUCCUUGGGUCAAGUUGAACGUGGAUCAGAGGGGAUAUUACCGAGUGAAUUACUCUCCAUCCAUCUGGAAGGGAAUCUUAAAAUCUAUUCAACAAGACCACACGAUGUUCAGCGUGGAGGAUCGAACGAAUCUGUUGGACGAUGUGUUUGCCCUGGCCGAGGCAGACCUCGUGAGUUACGAUGUCCCCUUGGAGAUGACAAAAUACCUGAGGAAGGAGACUCAUGUCGUUCCCUGGAAGGCUGCCAAUCGGCAUCUCAUCAUCCUCGGGUCUCGGAGCACCAAUCUGCCAUUCUACAAACUCCUACAGGAAUAUGUGGCGGAUUUGGUGGAUCCGGUGCUCGAGCAGUUGGGCUGGGACGUAAAGCCUGAAGACGGGUUUCUCACGAGGAAACUUCGCGUUCUCGCCAUCCGACUGGGAGGACACUUCGAGAAUCCCCGAUGCCUUCGUGAGGCGGGAGAAAAGUUGAAGCAAUGGCUACAGGAUCCCGAGCAGACCAUUUUCCAUUCCGACGUGGAGAUGGCGAUUUUCAAAUACGGGAUCUACAGCGAAGGAAGUAAAGAGAGUCAGGAAGAAACCUGGAAUGCCCUCUGGAAGCAUUAUGCCGAAGCGCGGAGUCCAUUCAGGAAGAGGCGAUUUAUCAACGGACUCGCCUAUGCAACGGAUACCGGUCUCAUUCUCAGGUUCCUGAAUAACAUGAAGAACGAGUCUCUGGUGGACGAGAGAGACUUCCUACCUCAACUUCAGUCCCUUUCCGCCAAUCCCGCUGCCACCGAAAUCGUCUGGAAAUUCGUCCAGGAGGAAUGGAAUUACUUGACGCGGAAAUUCUCGGAAUCCGCCAUUCGAGACCUCAUCCCUUCCAUGACUUGGACUUUCAACACUCCUGCUCAACUCCAAGCGAUUUUGAUAGACACGAAGUUGCCUGAGACACGAAGUUGCCUGUGUGCUCUACCCCUAGAGUAUUCCUUUAUUGCAUUUUCCACCAAAGACCACUGA
This is a messenger RNA of Darwinula stevensoni, 2523 nucleotides long. The record is from the annotation of a GenBank genome assembly. Lineage: Eukaryota; Metazoa; Arthropoda; Ostracoda; Podocopida; Darwinulidae.